AGAAUGGACAUCUACAACAAAUCCGACUACAUUUCCUACAAUUUCCAAUGGAAUUCUUUGGAUUUCCCUAAAAUAACAGUACUCCUCGGCCCUUUCUACCUAUUUCCCACUUUUUAUAUAGUAGGAAAAAUGGCAAAGUUAUUUUUUGACGCAAAUCAGACAACUAUGGCGUCAUCAAUACAAAAACACCUUUUUAUGGCAUUUUUAUUCAUGCAAAUUGCGAAUUUCUUCUACAUAAUCACGGAUUUCAUUGUAGUGCGAAUUCCAGCAACAGGGAUUUUGACCUCAAUUUGUGCUCAAAUUGCUCCAAACCAAGUCCUGAAGCUUCCCUACCUGAUCGCAUUCAUUUCAAGUUAUGUCUCUAUGCUUUUCCCUGUAAUUUUUUGUGCAAAUCGGGCGAUUAUAGUGUUUUACCCGAAAAAUCAUAAUGAGAUUUGCCGACGUUUCAUGAAAUUCUCACUGCCAAUUACUGUAAUUCUUCCGUGCUGCUUCACAUUUUUCAUGGUCCCCGCAGUGGGACACUGUACCCAGCUUACUGCACCGUACCCAAUGGGCGCAGUAAUGUUUACGUUAGAUUUGAAAGUGCGUAUCAACGAGUACACCCACCUCCUCACCUCAUUUUUCUGCACCCUAUUCACAUUCUCCAUAAAUAUCACAAUGAUGGUUAAAGUUAGACAUAUUUUGUUUCAAAAAAAAUUUUUCAACAGAAAUAUCAAUAAAAACUACAAAGCGGAAAUGUCAUUGACUAUUACUAUGGUGUUGGUUUUUAUACCAUUUUUGGUGAAUGGUAUAGUUGUGGUACUUUCCCUUCGAGACCCAUCUCUAAUUGGGUACAUUCUAUCCAUAAGACCUAUUGCAAUAGACACAGCAACAGUAUUCGAGCCAUGGGCUUUUUAUCUUACUCAUCCAUUUUUCGGGCGGUACAAACGGAAGACUACUGUUUCAAGUUUUCCGAGAAAUGCCACGUCAUCUGUUUCGACGCAACCGAUUUGAUGAAUUUAUUGAUUUUUUUUAUUGAAAAACUGUUUUUUUUUUCAAAUAUUUAUGUAUCACUUAUGUGGAAUUCGAAUUCGCCGCAAAUUUUCCGAUUAUUUGGCACCCA
Messenger RNA from Caenorhabditis elegans, 1102 nucleotides. It is a transcript of the gene sru-47, whose product is annotated as Serpentine Receptor, class U. Lineage: Eukaryota; Metazoa; Nematoda; Chromadorea; Rhabditida; Rhabditidae. The transcript is spliced from 6 exons. The coding region runs from base 4 to 993 and encodes 329 amino acids. The record is from RefSeq and is marked reviewed.